Messenger RNA from Corylus avellana, 1182 nucleotides. RefSeq lists its product as uncharacterized. The record is from RefSeq and is a predicted model, not a curated record. Lineage: Eukaryota; Viridiplantae; Streptophyta; Magnoliopsida; Fagales; Betulaceae.
ACCUCCCUCACCUCUCCAACACCUCUUUUUCACCCUUUUCUCAGAGCUCUCACAGAAACCGGCCAUCAUGAUCAAGACGCUGAAUCCCUACUCCACGGCAAGAACGGCUGAGAUUAUGUCUAGGUACAGGCCAAUAGCGCCAAAGCCUGAGGCUCCCACGGAUCCAAGCAGGAGUAGUACUGAUCAGAGCCCCUCCAUAUCUCAAAAGAUCAGGCAAUCUCCCUACCUUAGAAACCUCUGGCCACAUUUACAGGCCAGGCCUACCAGAACUAGAAAGCGAGGCAGAUCUACUAUAUCACUACCCUCCCUCAAAAGACCAAGGACCCACAUCCUUGGCUUUUCUUCUCCUUUUGGGUUCCCUCAAAUUCCCACUCCCCACGAAGCACCGGAACAGCCAGCCACACCACCAGGCUUGGUGACUCUUCCUCUUCUUCCAUGUCCUAUAUCUGCCCCCAUCGCCGCCAAUCAUCAAGCAGCAGCAGCAGCAGAGGAAAAGGUUAUAGAUCUGAACAGUGCAGCUGAAAUUCCGGAGGAAAAGGAUCUGUUGCAGCAACUGCAAGCACCACCACCCACCGGCGGCGGCAUUAAUAAUGUUAUUGCACCUCAGGCAAUACGACCGGUUGGGUCCAGUAUAAGCGUUGGCUCAAUCAACGAAGACCCAAGUUUGACCCCCGCGGUUCAGAAGAAACCGGAGGAAGUUGAGGAGGAGGUGGAGUCGGAGGCGUUGCCGGCGGUCAUAUCAGACUCGAACAACAAAGUUAGAAUGGCGAAUUCGGCGUACAAGGAGAUGGUGGGACAGCCGGAGUGUUCGUGGCUUGAUUCGAUGGUGGCCAGCUCGAGCAAAAGGAUCAGUGGGGAGGUGAUGCUUCAUCUUUCUGACUCGAGCGUUCCGGUUUCAUCAUCUAAUGGGUUUUCCUGUUGGGUGAGGAUAGAAUGGGGAAGUGAGGGGAAGAAAAGCUCAAUAAAUGCUUUCUGUGAUGUGAUUAGGCUAUCCUGCGAGUCCAAGAACUACCUCUUCACAUGGAGGUUCCACACCCAUACCAGAGGGGCUUCUCAGUUGGUCCAGUUGUAAUGUGUGAAGACUAUUCUACGUGAUUACCACUAAAUGCCUCCAAUCAUAUUGUACAAAUUAUAUAUCUAAGAGAUCAAGUAUAUAGUUUUAUCAGCUUUUUAUUUUGCUUC